AUGCGAGCCGCGUUGGAUGAGGGAGUCGGCUGCUUCCCCUACGGCAUCCUCCUCGACAAGACGUUCGGCUUUCUGAAGCAGAUUGAGGACAUGAUCAACAGCGGCAAGCAGCCGUUUUUGGCCAAGCGAGCCUCGAUGCAUUAUAAGGACAACUUGGAGGGUAUCAUGGAGGAGCGGCUAGGAGAGAGCGCAAGGCUGAAGGCCGCGCACAAGCUCAUCCGGCUCGACUCGUUCUUGGUGGAGACCUCGGUGCAGAAGAUGGAGAAGGAUAAUGCGAAGACUCGAGACGACAUUAUGUGGGAAAUGGAGCAACUACAGCAAUCGAAUGAAAAAGGGAGUAGAUUCCUCAAUGAUCUCUGC
Messenger RNA from Mesorhabditis spiculigera, 360 nucleotides. The record is from the annotation of a GenBank genome assembly. Lineage: Eukaryota; Metazoa; Nematoda; Chromadorea; Rhabditida; Rhabditidae.